AUGGCGCCCAUGGCCAUCGACACCCUGAUGCCUCCCUUGCCGGUGCGCGAGCAGAGAUCGUACCCGCCAGCAAAGAUAUUCAACGUGAAGGAGACCAGAUUCGAGAAGCACGUUGCGCCCCAGCCAGAUGGCCGAGCGAAGGCUUUGGCGCGACCCGAUGGCGACGCUGCGAUUGUCAUUGACAAUGGCUCCUCCGCUGUCAGAGCAGGAUGGUCACUCGAGUCGAAACCGCGAGUCAGCCUGCCUCCGAUCAUGGCGAAAUACCGGGAUAGGAAACUGGGAAAGACAUACUCCUUCGCUGGGGCGGAUUGUUACGCCGACACGACCGCCCGUGGUCAUAUCAGGAACGCCUUCGAAGCCGGCACCGGUAUUGUCAGCAACUGGGAUGUAGAGGAACAUGUGCUGGACUGGACUUUCCUCAAGCUCGGCAUGAAUAACGCUGAAGGAUCUAUCGACAUGCCCAUCGUCAUGACCGAAGCUGUAGCAAAUCUGCCAUACUCGCGGAAGUCUAUGAACGAGAUCAUCUUCGAAUGCUACGGAGCACCCUCCCUCGCCAUCGGCAUCGACUCUCUAUUCUCGUAUCGAUACAACAAGGGGCAGACUGGUCUGGUCGUAUCAUCUUCGUACAGUUCCACGCAUGUGAUACCCGUCUUGAACUCGAAACCCAUGCUGGCUCAGGCCAUCCGACUGAACUGGGGCGGGUGGCAUGCUGCAGAAUAUCUCCUGAAGCUGAUUCGGCUCAAAUAUCCAUCAUUCUCAGGCAAGCUGAACGCGUCCCAGACCGAGAACAUGCUGCGGGACCACUGCUAUAUCUCAAAAGCCUACGACGAUGAACUACGGUCAUACCUAGACUGGACAGGCUUGGAGGAACGCGACAUCGUAAUCCAGUACCCAUUCACAGAAGAAGUCAUAAUACAAAAGACCGAGGAAGAACUGGCGCGCGUCAUGGAGCGCAAGAAGGAGAGCGGUCGACGGUUACAAGAGCAGGCAGCCAAGAUGCGACUGGAGAAGUUGAUGCGGAAAGAAGAGGAGCUUGAGUACUACAGAAAACUCCAAGAGAAGAUCGCCGACGCGAACAAGAAGGACACCAAACGCCUUCUUGAUGGAGACGACCUAAAGGACGAGGCUCAACUCGAACGCCGGAUUAAGGAACUCGAUAAAUCCAUCAAGAAGGCUCGCACUAAAGAUGUGGGAGGUGAUCCCGAAGAAGCACAGGAGCUUCCCGACUUUAGCCUGCUUGAGGUACCUGACGACCAGCUGGAUGAGGCAGGUCUGAAGCAGAAAAGACAACAGCGGUUGAUGAAAUCAAACCACGACGCCCGAGCACGCGCAAAAGCCGAGAAGGAGGCGGAGAAGGCUCGGGCCGCAGAGGAAGAGCGCCUAGACAGGGAGAGACGCGACAAUGACCUGGAGGGCUGGUUAGAAGAGAAGCGCAUAGCACGCGAGAAUACCCUGCAGAGGAUGAAGGAGCGCGAUCGUCUUAAGGCGGACCUUGGCAACCGGAAGUCUCUGGCGUCUCAAAUGCGCAUGAAGUCGAUCGCGAACCUGGCGUCAGACAACCCGAGAGGCAAACGCCGGCGCGGAGGUGAUGGCGACGAUAACUUCGGCGCCAACGACGAUGACUGGGGCGUGUACCGACAGAUAGCCGUUGGUGAAGGCGGCAGCGACGACGAAGACGCCGAAGAGGACCUGGAAGGCAACCUCAAGGCGCUUGAAGAAGAUCUGCUUCGCUAUGACGCGAGCUUCACGCACGAGCAUACGUGGGAGGCGCAGAACGACUGGGACAAGAGUCUCCUGCACGCCUUCAUGCGAGGACCCCGGCCCUUCGACGCGGGCUCACAGGCGGAGACCCACCAGAUACACCUCAACGUCGAGCGGAUACGCGUGCCCGAGGUCGUGUUCCAGCCCUCCAUCGCAGGUAUCGACCAGGCGGGCCUCAUCGAGAUAGCCGGCGACAUACUCACGCAGCGACUGGUUGGUCUUCCCGGCAUAAAUCACGACGACUUCCUGCGCGACAUCUUCCUGACUGGUGGGAACACCCUGUUCGACGGCUUCGACGACCGUCUCCGGCAAGGUCUGACACCGUUGUUACCGGCCGGCGCACCUCUGAAUCUUCGGAAGGCCGGCGAUGCCCUGCUCGACCCGUGGCGGGGCGCCGCGCAAUGGGUCGGAUCAUCCGGUUGGAAGGCAGCUACCGUCACCAAGGCCGAGUGGCAGGAGAAAGGCCAGGAUUAUCUCAAGGAGCAUGACCUGGGGAAUUCGUAUUCCUGA
Anthostomella pinea is the source of this 2271-nucleotide messenger RNA. NCBI's taxonomy places the organism in Eukaryota, Fungi, Ascomycota, Sordariomycetes, Xylariales, Xylariaceae. The record is from the annotation of a GenBank genome assembly.